Dentiscutata erythropus is the source of this 462-nucleotide messenger RNA. The record is from the annotation of a GenBank genome assembly. Lineage: Eukaryota; Fungi; Glomeromycota; Glomeromycetes; Diversisporales; Gigasporaceae.
AAUUUGAAUACUAGUAGAGACUCCAAAGCAAUUCCAACGGUGGUGAGCAUUACAAAUCCCAAGAUAGUAGAAUCUCAACACAUUGAACCUGUAUUAGCCAAAGAUCAUACCCAAGGUGCAGCAGGCCUGUAUUAUUUUAAAACUAGACUUGAAUGGCGAAUUCUGGCAGAGAGGUAUGAAAGAGGAAGCUAUACAAAUAACCGGCUCUACAAAGAAAACUCUGCAGCAGGACCCAUUAACCAAAAAAAGAGAAAAGAAAGAGAAGAAGCAGUAGGUUCUAGCAUCAUGGAAGCCAAAAGGAAAAGAGAAGAAGUAGGCUUACUAGGCGACAAAGAAAGAAAGUCCAAAGUUAAUAAUUCUUUCAGACAAAGAAUUAGUGGAAAUACAGUAAAAAUGGCAGAAGAACCGGCCACCCAAAACCCAAAAGAAAACAAAACCUAUGGACAAUUCAGACCCCAAUAG